Papilio machaon (common yellow swallowtail) is the source of this 1406-nucleotide messenger RNA. RefSeq lists its product as uncharacterized. Lineage: Eukaryota; Metazoa; Arthropoda; Insecta; Lepidoptera; Papilionidae. The record is from RefSeq and is a predicted model, not a curated record. The transcript has 5 exons. The coding region runs from base 78 to 1406 and encodes 442 amino acids.
AAUAUCAAAAUUGUUUGUCAUGAAGUUCGAGUGGAUAAUAUAUCUGUAAAAAUAGACUCAACCGGUUUUCUUCUUCAAUGAAUUAUACAUAUCACAGAAAAACUAUCUUACUGUCUCGCAACGAAGGCAAAUUGAAAUCUUAUGACUCCUGUUUCGACUUGCGAGCUUGGAGUCAUGAUAUGAGUGCGCGCGAUCGCUAUCUGAGGGAAUGGAUGAAGUGCAAUAUGCCGCCCUGCCUGUUGCCUUUGUCCACUUUAAACAAUUUAUUAAACUCGAUGUCUUGCAGGAACAUAGGUCAAGUGACUCCACGUUGUCAUCCUGAUUGCAAAUCCAAAAGGAUUUUGGAAACUAUAUGUACGUCGUGUCAGGUUAUGAAGGACUGUCUCAAAAAUAGUGAAAAAAUGGAACAUUUCUUUGAGGAAGAGGAAUUACAAACGGGGCACUGGCCUUGCGACAAAUGCUUAAGUGCAUUAAAAAGUAUACGAACGUUUUGGAAAGUAAUUAUAUGUAAAAUUUUAAACAUUAAUACUGUUCCUAAAACUGAGGUUACAACAAGAGAACAUCGAAGCUCAACUGACUACAUUAACGGCGUAGCUAAAUCUUGGCAAAAGGACAUAAUGGAGCAGGCUGCUUAUGUCAGAAACCUAAUACCUUCAUUAAUGAAUAGCAGAUUAACUUGGAGAAGUCACAAGUGUGAAACACACGACGACAAUUUAUUAUAUUCGGAACAUGAUCCACAUGAAUUAGGUGAAAUGAAUUUGAAGCGUAAAAGGAGUAGAGUGAUAUGUAAAACUCAGACAUUCAAAGAAAAAACUACGGACUUUGCGGCCACAAGUACUGUGAAACUGCUAGAUAAUGGAUGUGAUCCUCUAAAUGAUGUUGAUGAAAAACUAAACAAUUACUUAACAACACUGCAAGACCAACUGGAAACACAAGCUAAUGAAGUGGAGGCACUGAAAAGAGAGAAUUUUUCCCUAAAAAGUAAAUUAUUGGAAGUCCGUAAACUGCAAUCACGAUUAUCGUUUCAUCGUCCAGCUAUUUUCAAUUCAGUCUGUGAUAGUAAUUAUGAUUUAAAACCUUUAGAUACAAGCUCCGAAGAGAAUUUUUCUACUGCUAUGCCAAAAGAUAAUAAUUCAGAAGUGAUGAUAACUGUCAAAAACUAUCGUACAGAGGAUUUCAAAAAUGUAUGUAUGUUACAAGUUGUUCAUAAAACCAAUAAGUCAACUGAAAAUUUUGCUGUAGAAGAGUUGCGUUGCUGCAGAAAACAAGAUCCGAUCGAAUUGCUAACAAAAGUGCAGAAAACAUUCGGACAAAUCGUAAGAAAAGAGAUAACCAUAGCAAAUAAAGAUCACAAAUGUGAUGAUCAACAAGACAUUAACGUGACUUUCAGAAAACAAAUUCUUUGA